AUGCGAUCUCUCACCCAACUGGAUGACUACAAUCAGCUCCUUAUGGCCAUAUCUGAAAAAGAUAUCCCCUACAUCCACCAAAUCAUUGACAUUGCUCUACGUCAUGGUUCCAGUGUGCAGGAGGUUGUUAAUAAGCUUGAGGAUGCUCUCGAGGGUGCAUACACCCCUCGAGGUUAUGGUGCUGAUGACCUCAACAUUGCAACUCUUGUUUUCAGGCUCGGUGGGCGCCAGCUCCUGUUUGCACUGAAUCAAUCACUCGGUCUCCCCUCUCUCCAUACUCUCUGUUCCAAAUUGAUCUUCACCUCAAUUGUGCCAACCAUUGGUCCUAUACGAGAUGAGCAGUUUGACCAGAAUAUUUGGAACAUUGUCAUGACCACAUGUGCACACUUGUCACUCGCAUCAUUGCAUGGUGUCAGUCUGAUGAUUGAUGAAAUUGCCCUUGAGGAGAUGGCAGUUCACUUUAGCAAGUAUAAUAAGGUUGGGGGACUUUGCUGGAAGCAUUCCCAUGUUGUAGAACCCGUCCUCCGCACAUACAAGUCCACUGUGCACAUCGCGCAAAAAAUUCACAAUGGCAAACUUCACCUUGGGAAGGAACUCACAGUGAUCAGCAUCUCUUGCUUUGGCAAAGAUGAGAUCUAUCCUAUUUUAGCGGCACCCACCUGCAAGUCCGAAGAUGCCUCUGAUAUGGAAUGUAUCCUUGCCCAUGCCAUUGGUAGCUGGAACAGGACUGGUGCAUCAGAGUCCGUCAGCCCAAUCUGGUCAUUAGCGACAGAUGGUGAUGUGACUAGGCGUGCUGCUGGUCAUAAGUUAUUUGUCAGGUUCCCACUACCUCCUGAAUCACCUUUGUAUGGGACGCUCCAUGUUUUCAAAUGCAUUUGUACACUUAUUUGGGCACCUGGGGGAAUAGUCCUAAACAAUGGCCGUGUCAUAAAUUCAAUGAUGCUUGCAUGGUAUCUGGUGUGGUUGCCCGCCUAUGAUGAAGCAGCAGUAAUGAAACUCCUUCACCCUGACAAUCCCCAAGAUGUCCCUCGUGCUGUCGAACUCAUGCUUGCUAUCAUCAAGUUCUCAAAAUCUCAGUGCCAUGUCUUGAACAACUCAUUUUCCCUCAUAGUUGACACUCAUGCCGACCUUAUUUCAAUUUCUCUCCUCAGUGCGCUGCUUGAAUCAAUUCUUACUCCAUUUAUCAAUCAAUUCCAAUACCUCAGUCAUUAUGUGCACCUGGCUUAUGCAUUUUUUCAUGCUCAUCGGCGCUCAUUCAUGUCCUAUCAGCUUUAUCAUGACACUCAAACCAUGGUGAAGAAUGCUUGCUUCUCUCUAGCCAAGCAACAGUCACUGGACCCGCACGCUCGCUUUUACCUUGGCAAUGUUGGAGACAACCCCCUUGAGAUCCUUUUUGGUUGUACACAUAUGAUUGGGGGACACAACUCAGCAUGCUCUUACGCUCAGGCCAUCAAUCGUCUUGGUGCUGCAAAGGAUAUUGAUGGUGUUUUUAAACGUCAUCCCGAGCUUGAUCCGGUUGAUCAUAUCAAUCACGAGAUCUGGAAGGGUGAUAAUGUUGUGAACAGAUGUGAUCUCCUGUUGGUGUGGCGCAAUGGUCGUGAUUUGGCGCUCUCCAUUCUCAUCACAUCACAGCUUGAUUUGGUUCAUUAUUCCUUUGCUGAUCAUUUCAACAACCCUAACAUCGACAUGCUGCGUCUGUUUGGACAGAACAAAUACUUCGGCAUCACAACGGAGGAGGAACUCGAAGACCCAAGCCAUACCAUCUUGUCAACUGAGGAUGGCAAUAUGCUUCAGCUAGAUGAGUAUAAUGGACAUGUAGAAGAAGACGAGAUCAUGCUGACAUUUCAAGAUUCAGACGCGCUUUCCCCAUCAUUGCCACAUGGACCCAGGAUACGCCCAGACGACUAUGUGUUAUAUGAUGGACGCUGGAUCCACAAGCAGACUAUAUGUCGACUCGUCAUCAACAAGGACUUUGUAUCAAAGUCUCUCAAUCGGCUCAAGCAUGUCCGGGAAGGCUAUACAAAGGUGAAUAAAUGA
Suillus bovinus is the source of this 2037-nucleotide messenger RNA. RefSeq lists its product as uncharacterized. The transcript is spliced from 6 exons. The coding region runs from base 1 to 2037 and encodes 678 amino acids. The record is from RefSeq and is a predicted model, not a curated record. Lineage: Eukaryota; Fungi; Basidiomycota; Agaricomycetes; Boletales; Suillaceae.